AUGGGUAAAAGAAACAGAUGCAAACCUCGUAUGAUCCCACAGCAAGACAAGAGAAUAUGUGGAUGUAUUUGCUUCUGCCAGUUAGUAGUAGUGUUUAGUUGUGUGUCGCUUAUUUAUUUAACAGUGGCAAUAUACAUUCCCUCGUACAGAGCAUUUAAAAGCGGUUUCGAGCAAAAGCCCGUAAUGUGCCAAACCAUUAAUACAAGCACUGAGAACAACUGCAGUUGGGCUUCUUGUGGAGAGUGGUGUUUAACCAAAACAUCUGGAUUUUGCCCACAGAUCCACGUUACCACCAGACAGAAUGGUACUAGAGUGCAAUUCCUCAACUGUACCGAUUUCCAAACAUCAUUUUGCCCUCCAGUCAACACGGACGAUUUGAAAAGGCACAACUGCAACAAUGGAACCGAAUGUGCUUCUUUAAAGGGGGUCUUCAAUUGCUCCUUAGGCCAUUGCACUAAUAUAUCUCAGAUAUACCAGUGUCACUACAAAGCAGAUGGAUUCUCGGUAGACAGUGACAAAGACAAUGCCAAAUUGAAUGGCUUCUUUGAGUGUAAAGGUGCGAAAUGUACCAAAAUCAAAAGAUCCUUCAGCUGCGACAGGAUAUGCAAGGAAAAUAUAACUUCAACAUCGAAAAAUGUCUUUAUAUCCGUCGAUAACAGCGUAAAUUAUGCUUACUGUGAUUUAGCCGUAGCCACAACGAGAGCUAAUGGGAAUGAAGAGGGUGUAGAAAUAAAACCUACUCAAUUCUGGUCCAAACUUCCUAAUGAAGUCAUGAUGGUUUCGUGUCUCACAGCAAAUUAUGACGCUCCUAAUCAAACUAUACAUGCCACUGAUUGCAUAAAUGGGACAAUAUACGAAGCAAAAAACAUACCGAGGCCUUACAUUUCCUUCAGACAAUUUUGGAAUUUAACAGGGAAGCAUAGAAACGUCGUAGAUCCAAACAAUCAAUAUGUACCAGCACAUUCUGCCUUAACAAUAUACAAUACUUCCCGCUUAUUUAUUAACUUAGACGGUUGCGUAAAUACCUUAAAAGGCGAGUGUCUGGAUUUUCUACAGUCUCAUGGGCGAGAUGGUAGAAACCAAACAGCCCAAUCUAGGUACCACUGUUUUUAUAACAAGAAUAGUUCGUUUAUGGUGGUGGCCCGCUACGAUUUGAAGAGGACGUGGCGAGACUUACUUAUAGCCAUAAGCAUUCCUUCUGUGUUAUUUGUGGCGUCUUUUAUCACUCUAUGUGCUAUAAUGCAAUCCGUUAGAGUAGAUGACGACACGAAAAUGAGAUGUAAGUACUGCUUUAGUACUUACAAUUCCGAUAUGACUGAAAUGAUAAAUAAUAAAUACGAAGUCUCUUCUCCCGAAUCGGAUGGGCCUUUUAAUAGGACAAGCACUCAGGAAAUACUGAGUUAA
Messenger RNA from Anoplophora glabripennis (Asian longhorned beetle), 1404 nucleotides. RefSeq lists its product as uncharacterized. Gene Ontology annotation, biological process: regulation of sodium ion transport. The record is from RefSeq and is a predicted model, not a curated record. Bases 1 to 1404 code for a protein of 467 amino acids. Gene Ontology annotation, molecular function: sodium channel regulator activity. The transcript is spliced from 3 exons. NCBI's taxonomy places the organism in Eukaryota, Metazoa, Arthropoda, Insecta, Coleoptera, Cerambycidae.